Molecule: messenger RNA, 777 nt
Organism: Penicillium egyptiacum
Lineage: Eukaryota; Fungi; Ascomycota; Eurotiomycetes; Eurotiales; Aspergillaceae
Source: the annotation of a GenBank genome assembly
AUGAUAAUGGCCUCGACUGCAAACAUAGUAUAUGUCGUGACAGGUGCAAACAGAGGCCUCGGUCUUGGACUGACCAAACAGCUACUAGAACGUCCUGCCACCACCAUCGUGGCCUCAGUGCGCAAUCACGACGCAGCCACAAGCCUUAGGUCAGACGUUGAGAUUGUUGUCGUGGGUAAAAAUAGUACUCUCCACAUCAUCGAACUAGACUUCUCAACAGGACUAUCCCCCGAAGAGAUUACAAAGGUGUUCGCCGCAGCAGCCAGCACAGUGACGCAUAUCGAUGUGCUCAUCUGUAAUGCCGGGUUCGCGACGCCCAUGACUCCGGCCCUAGUGACCUCAGCGGAAGACCUCCGUAAAUCGUUCGAAGUCAACACCAUCGCCCCGCUCCUCGUGUUCCAGGCUUUCUGGCCUUUUAUGCAGAGGUCGGCUUUUCCCCCGAAGCUCGUCGUCAUGUCCUCCUCCGUCGGUUCGAUUGCCGAUCAGGAGCCUUUUUCCGGUGGCGCAUAUGGUCCCAGUAAAGCAGCCUCGAACUGGCUUACUAAGGCUCUCCAUAUUCAAAAUGAGGCAGAUGGAUUGGUUGCGUUUGCUCUGCAUCCUGGCUGGGUGCAGACGCGCGCGGGGGAUUUCGCUGCGAAGGAGUGGGGAUAUCCUGGUAGCCCGCCGGUGACUGUUGAGAAUAGCGUCAAGGGGAUGCUUGAUGUUAUUGACAGCGCUACAAGGGAAGAUGUCUCGGGAAAGUUCAUAUCGUUCACUGGAGAUAUUUUGUCAUGGUAG